Messenger RNA from Myotis brandtii (Brandt's bat), 372 nucleotides. Its product is annotated as nucleolar protein 4-like. The record is from RefSeq and is a predicted model, not a curated record. Lineage: Eukaryota; Metazoa; Chordata; Mammalia; Chiroptera; Vespertilionidae. The transcript has 2 exons. The annotation marks the transcript as partial.
UCCCCUGCACACAGCUACUCCAGCUACGACUCCAGCAAACACGAGGGCGGAGAGCGAGGGGCCGAGGACCUGUCCCUGCACCGGGGGGACGAGGAUGAUGAGGACCACGAGGACCACGACGACGCCGAGAAGGUGGCCGAGACGGACGGCGUGGAGGCCGAGCGGCUGAAGGCUUUCAACAUGUUUGUCAGGCUGUUUGUAGAUGAAAACUUGGACCGAAUGGUCCCAAUCUCUAAGCAGCCCAAAGAAAAGAUCCAGGCUAUCAUUGACUCAUGCAGGCGACAAUUCCCUGAGUACCAAGAGCGUGCCAGAAAGCGCAUCCGUACUUACCUCAAGUCCUGCAGGCGGAUGAAAAGAAGUGGUUUUGAGAUG